This is a messenger RNA of Amphimedon queenslandica, 1364 nucleotides long. Its product is annotated as trichohyalin-like. The transcript has a single exon. The record is from RefSeq and is a predicted model, not a curated record. Bases 42 to 1190 code for a protein of 382 amino acids. Lineage: Eukaryota; Metazoa; Porifera; Demospongiae; Haplosclerida; Niphatidae.
CCAAAAUUUGACUCCAGAUUAUCGAUCCAAGGCAAAACGAAAUGGCCGAACCGUUCUCUGAUUCUAACGAGAAAGAAGGAAAGAUAAACCUUGACGUAGAUAUAAAAUUUGGUGAGUCACUAACAAAGGGCAAAAAAGAAAGUCUAUUGGAAGCCGAGCUUUUGCUUGAAUUAGACAAACGUAAAAAGGAAAAUGAAGAUAAAAAGAAACGUCGUUUACAAGAGUGGGAGCCGGGGAAAAAAGGAGGAACUCAUAGUGAAAUUAUCGAUCCAGAUACAAAUGAUCAACAUUCAGAAAGCAAAGAGGAAAAUGUUUUGGAAGAUCUUUUGUGUAAAUUAGACAAACUGAGAAAGUCAAAUAAAGAUAAAGAGAAACGUCGUAGAGACUGGGAGACAAAAAAAGAAGAAAAAAAUGAUUCAGAUACUGGCAUAUCAAUUUGUCCAAGGAGUUUGCAAUUGGAGGAACUUCAAAAGCAAAAUGAAGAGCAGCAGGCUGCAAUUAAGAAAAAGAUAGAGGAAGAGCAAGCAGCAUUACUACAAAAGAUAAGAGAUGAAAAAGAUGCUGAAAUAAAGAAAAUAAAAGAAAGCAGCUUAAAAAAUGCCAUGCCAAUGAUUGAAGGAAAAUUUCACUUCCAAAGUAAAAAAAUGGAUAUAGAUAUAGUUCUACCUGAGAGUAAAGAAGUAUUUGAAGCACGGUUGUCAAAAAUAAGACAAAAAAAUGAAGCCAAGUUAAAACAAUUUGAUGCUGAAUUACAUAAUGAACUAACAGAGGAAAGAAAACAGCUCGAAGAUGAAUUCAAAACAAUGCAAAAUGAUUUGGAAGCCAAAUUAAUUGCAAAAGAAAAAGAAUUUUCACAGAUAAAAGAGAGAGGGUUGGCAGCCAAAAAAAAUCACGAUCGUAAAAGAAUUGCUGAUAAAGAUGAAGAAAUGGAACAACUAAAAAAGGAAAUUGACCAAAUAAAGAAAGAGAAGAUGAAACAAGAAAGCAAAUUUAAAAGAAGAGAAAAGGAAAUGGAAGAACUUUUUCAAGAGCAUAAAGCUAAAAUGGAGAAAAAAUAUGAAGAACAAGCAAUAUCUGACAUGAUGGAAGAAAAUGAAUUGAAGAUAGAAGCAUUUAUGAAUUUAGCAGAAGAAAGAGAACGCUCGUUCAAAUAUCAAGAAGAAAUGAAAGAGAAAAAAAAUAACAAUUGAACUUCAAAAUUAUACAAAAAUAGACUAACAAACUGUGAGUAGCUACAAGUAUAUCAAAGAAAAAGACAUGUAUAUACAUAAUGAUAAAGUUGUUACUUUAGUAAAAUUACCAAGUUAAAUUGUCUAUGAAAACUUAGAUGCAUGCAUUAUUUGCAUAGAAUGAGGCACCAUGCA